CAGUGUUUCAAGUCUAUUACUGUUGUGAUCACAAUUGUUCCUACACAGCUAGGGUUUUGACUCUCUUCAAAUGGAUUUCAGUGCUGCUAAUCACCGAAUACCUCUCAGUGAUGGGAACAGUAUUCCUAUCAUCGGACUUGGCACCUACUCAACUCCUAAAUCAACCCCUAAAGGAUCCUGCUUGAUAGCAGUGAAGGCAGCUCUUGAUGCAGGAUACAGGCACAUUGAUGGGGCCUUCGUCUAUCAGAAUGAACAUGAAGUAGGCGAGGCCUGCAGGGAGAAAAUAUUAGAAGGAAAGCUUCGGAGAGAGGAUCUUUUCUAUUGUGGAAAGUUAUGGUCUACAAAUUUUGAUCCACACUUGGUACGUCCCUAUCUAGAGAAGACACUCAACAGCCUCCAACUGGAUUAUGUAGAUCUUUAUAUCAUAGAAUUACCCAUGGCUUUUCAGCCUGGAAAUAAUUUCUUCCCUCUAGAUGGAAAUGGCAAAUGGGCAUAUCAUAAUGUUGAUCUCUGUGAAACUUGGGAAGCUUUAGAAGCUUGCAAGGAUGCUGGCUGGUGAAAUCCCCUCGGAGUUUCCAAUUUUAACCGCAGACAGCUGGAACUCAUCCUGAACAAGCCAGGACUCAAACACAAACCUGUGGUCAACCAGGUGGAAUGUCAUCCAUAUUUCACUCAGCCCAAACUCCUGAAUUUUUGCCAACAACAUGAAAUUGUCAUUGUUGCAUAUAGUCCUUUGGGAACUUCUAGGGAUCCAACAUGGGUGAAUACUUCUUCUCCUCCUCUGUUAGAGGAUGCACUUCUAGUCUCCUUGGGGAAAAAGUACAGUAAGACUUCAGCCCAGAUUGCUCUACGUUUUAACAUUCAGAGAGGAGUGGUUGUCAUUCCUAAAAGUUUCAACCCUGACAGGAUCAAAGAAAACUUCCAGGUCUUUGACUUUUGUCUCAGUGAAGAAGACAUGAAGAGCAUCGAAGCAUUGAACAGAAAUGUUCGCUUUGUGGAACUACUCAUGUGGAAAGAUCAUCCCGAAUAUCCAUUUAUAGAUGAAUACUGACCCAGAAGAACUACUGGAUGAAUUACUCUGAAUAAUUCUCAGAGAACUAUUGAAUUUCCCUCUCACCUCUGCCAGAUCAAGGGUUGAGGUCAAACUCCUAAAUCUUUAGAUGUGGUAAUGAAAGAAUUAUUGUAUGCUGUAUGUAACUUUGAUUCAGCAAUGCUACUGAAGAAAUGUAUUUUAUUAACAAUGCAUGAAUUAAUUGUUUAUAAAUCAUUAGCUCAACUUCUUCUGGUUCCAGACAGAAAACCAUAACGCUUCAGAAAAGACUUCAAGGACAACAUUUGAGGUGAAUAAAUCAUGAAUCUGGGUACUGACAA
Molecule: messenger RNA, 1371 nt
Organism: Suncus etruscus (white-toothed pygmy shrew)
Lineage: Eukaryota; Metazoa; Chordata; Mammalia; Eulipotyphla; Soricidae
Gene: AKR1D1
Product: aldo-keto reductase family 1 member D1
Biological process (GO): bile acid biosynthetic process
Cellular component (GO): cytosol
Molecular function (GO): Delta4-3-oxosteroid 5beta-reductase activity; steroid dehydrogenase activity; aldose reductase (NADPH) activity
Source: RefSeq, a predicted model, not a curated record